Labeo rohita (rohu) is the source of this 4270-nucleotide messenger RNA. It is a transcript of the gene otoa, whose product is annotated as otoancorin. NCBI's taxonomy places the organism in Eukaryota, Metazoa, Chordata, Actinopteri, Cypriniformes, Cyprinidae. The record is from RefSeq and is a predicted model, not a curated record. The transcript is spliced from 30 exons. Gene Ontology annotation, biological process: cell-matrix adhesion. Gene Ontology annotation, cellular component: cell surface. Bases 95 to 3712 code for a protein of 1205 amino acids.
CUGUUGAACAGACUGUCAGCUGCAGUGUACUGGUGUCAUCUCAAGAUCAUUGCUCACAAGCCCCAUCAAGAGAAAGAGAACAGGGAACAGCAAGAUGGGGUUAUUUGGAGAGGCUUUGAUCCUCUCUUUUCUAGUCCAGUGGACUACAGGUUCUGUGCUGUUAGAAUUUACAGUAAUGUCCCAGGAUAUGAUGGACGUGCCAGUUAACCAGUCAGCAAUAAGCUUUCCGAGACCACCUGCAGACUUCAGGGAAAUGGCCAAGAAACUGAUGAGCACAUGCUUCCACAGAGGUUUCCAGGUGCCUGUAAUGAACAAUUCACUGAACAGCUCAUAUGGACACAUGAUGGAGAGCCCCAUCUCUAUUUUUCCAGAACUUCUCUCCUCACUCCCUCAAUCUUUCCCCUCUCACUCCAGCCUGUCGUCCAAUGAAUCGACAGGAGAACAGUACACAGCCUGGAACUUUGCUGAGAAGAUGCAGAACUGCACCAACAUGGGCCAUAUGAUUGAUCUCAUGAAGAAUAGUACGGAAGGCCCUCGUUGUUUCAUGCGGGCAUUCAUGGCUCCUCUUUCCUGGAUGAUCAUCAUGCAGAAUGGAACAGAACUCAACAAAGAAGAUCUAACGAAGUUUUUAUGGGUGGCUAAACCCUUCUUAGAAACAAUGCCUCCAUCUAGCUUUAUGCUGCCAGCAUUUUCACAAAGCUCUCAUCUGGCUGAAAUGAUGAAGACGUUCGGUGAGGUGUUCAGCGUUCUGUCUGAGGGACAGAGAAAUGCAAUUAUAGAGUGGGUCAAAGAGAGAGUUGCACAAAAUGAAUUUAACUGCCUUCUGAAACCACCUGCCAUCAGCAACCUGCUGCAAAAACCUAACAAAGAUGCUUCAUCAGUCGAGGCAGUGAUGAGUGCACCAAGAGCUCCAGGGAAUCCACAUCUAGUGAUGAAUGCAACCCCUCAAUGUCCCUCUAAAAUGCCCUGGCUAAAGGCUAAUGUGUUGAAAAUGAUGGGGCCUUUCCUAUCUCGUCUGUCUUUAGAGGAAGCAAAAACCAUCCCUAAAGAACAGCUUUGUGAGUUUUUCAGGACUCCAGAUUUCUCUCCAUCAUUUCAAAAUGUUAGUGGAAUACAGCCCAACCUUGGACGAACAUUUUUUCAACGCUUGAAGCAAGAGUGUUCCAGCAGCGACAAUUUCACUUACUACAUGGACAGGCUGGGCUCUCUGGCUUGUUUCUUUGAUGGUGCACCUUCUCUGAAUCUGAAUCUUAGUAGAAAACUGCUGUCUCAGAUUGAUAACUGUAACAACCCUGAAAUAGAAAAGGUGAAAAGACAGCUAGUACAGAACAUUCUGAAAGAUGACAGUUCUUCCUCUCCUGAGAUUCUGAAUUCUCUGGGAUCCGCCGUCUCUGUGCUUCCUCUUUCUAAGCUGUCCCGCUUCACCCCUGAGGAACUGAACAACACCCUGACCAGCUUGAGUCAGGUCAACUGGAGCCCAGCUCAAGCGAAGACUCUUGCUAAGAAACUGUUGGAAUCUGCUAAGAAUAUAAGUGGUGAGAAGCUGUUGUCUCUGGGUACAAUGGUAAGAGGGGUGGCCAGUUCCCUUCUCAAGAACGUGAAGGCAGAAGGGCUGCUGGGGAAUGAAUCUCUGAAAAAUAUGAGUGAGAAGAUGUCCUCCCUACAAAGAACAGCGCUACUGGAAGCGUUCCGUCGUGAUGUAAAUGCAUCUGAACUGGUGAAGGGGUUGCCAGAUUCUCUCCUCUCUUCUGUGUCUCUGUCCACACUGGAGAAAGCAAACCUCAGCUCUGUGGAUCAGCUGCAGGGACGCGGCUGGACUCGUGCUCAAUCUGCUUUCCUUUUGAAGAAUAUUUUGGGUAAUAAGAUCAACCUUGGCCAAUUACGGAAGCUGGGUCAGGCUGUACAGGGUGUCACGUGUGAAAUGAUUGAAAAAAUCAAUCGAACUGAUGCUUUGGAAAUGGCACAGACACUUAACAAAUCCUGUGUGUGGCUCUCGAGGGUUCAGAUUCGCUGUGCAGCUCAGAAACUCUUUGCGAGUCUGGAGGAACAGAGACCAGGAUAUUUCAGUGACAUUAAAAACUCUGAGCUCCAGGCCAUCCCGGCUAUGCUGCUCAUCUAUCUACCAGUGGAGAAGAUUCAAAACCUGUCCGAUGCUGUGUGUCCUGCCUUCAUGGAGAAGAUGAAGGAAGCCAACCUGUCCUCUCUACCAAACAGCUCUCCAGCACGCAACGCACUUACCAAAAGAGCCAUCGGCUGCUUGAAGGGGAACGUGUCUGAUCUAUCUGCGGCAGAUGUUUUGACUCUAGGCCCUCUGGUGUGUGAAUUAGACCCAGCCUGGAUGUCCUCUCUGAACUCCGCGGCUCUGAACUCCACCCUGCAGGCUCUCGCAUCCUGUCAGUAUAUCCAGCAACAGCACAGAGAACAUCUGUUCAGGCUGCUUACAACCACCUAUGGGGAUCCUGCUUCCUGGUCAGAGGAAGAUAUGAGGGUGCUUGGGCCACUUUUGUUACUUAAUGACACUGCUGUUGAAAAACUGCCAUCCAAAAGCUGGAUAAUGUUAUACCUGUCAGAUCUGAUGGACAGUUUGCCCGGUCAGCCUGCAGUUCUUCCUCCAAAGGAGUUCCGCACUUGGUUUGAUCUCUCUGCACUUCGCCGCAAACUUUUUGAGCUCAAAACAAGUACCACACUACAAAGCCGCAGGAAGCGAGAAUUGGCAUCAGAGCCCACGAUCACUUAUAUUGAGGACCUCAAACAGGGGAAUGUAUACUGGACUCCCUCACAGUUCAGUAAAAUGACUGUGCAGACUUUUAAAGAUGCUGUGCCAACACUGGGACAAAUAGCCAACUACACCACAGAACAACUGACUGCACUCAAAGCAAAAAUUCUGGAGACAUGGGGGAGUGUUUCCAUGUUGAACGAGUCCCAGAUUGCUGAUUUGGGCUGCAUCUGCCAAAGCUUCAGUACUGAAGAGCUGGGCAAUCUCAGCAUUGCCUCACUGGACACUCUUGAGACACUGACCACCUGCAGCUUUACCCAGACACAGAGGACAGCUAUCUGGCAGGCUUAUGAAAAGGCGUCUGGAAUCAGCAUUGCUGGACUAGGAAAGCUGGAGAUGGUGGGACUGGGACAGUUUAUCUGUGGUCUACAACCUAGCCAGAUCGAUCAGCUCAAUUCCUCCAGCUUCAGGGAGGCGGCAGAUGUGGUGGGUCGUGCUCCUUGUCCUCCGAACAUUAGGGAUCGUCUGAAGGAAAAGGCAGUGGCCGCAUUUGGAAAACCAGAAACCUGGACUGAAGCUCAAGUCAGCAUUAUGGGCAACAUUAUUGCUGGUCUAAGUGCUGUUGAGCUGGGAGGUCUAAAUUCAACCGUUCUGCCAUUCAUUCAGCCAUCCGCCAUCCCUCUCAUACCCUCGGAUCGCUUAGCUGCACUGUCAGUCAGCCAGUUGAAGGCUUUGGGUCCUGACAAUGCUGCGGCCGUAACAGAGGCUCAGCGUGCAGGCCUGAAGGUCGAUCAAAGGGCUGCACUGGAUGAAGCUGUGGGACUGAAAACUGCACGUGCUGAAGUCCCCGCUGUAAACUCCACCGGAAUCUCCAAUCCAGGCUCUGGUGGAUCAGCCCCAUUGCCACUAAAAGGAGGUGCAGCAGUAGAAAGCAUGGCAGGAUUUGUCCUCCUCAUGCAGGCCAUUGCGCUGCUGUUGUUUGGAUACGUUCUGUAAGGAGCAGAUGCUAUGUGUCAGAUGGCAGAUUCAGAUGCUGAUGUAUGAUCAACCAGCAAACAAAUAGAUUUAAGAAAUGUUAUAAUUGCUUUAUUUCAAAACUAUAUUUAAAACUAUAUUUGAAAGUCACUGAUUGCACAUUUAAACUUUAGACUAAAGCCAAAGAUGGUGAGAUGGUGGUUUGAUAAAAUUUGGGUCUAGCCCAUCUUUAAUUAAUUAAAUGUAUUUUAGAGAGAAAUUAUAUUUGACUAUACUGCUAUUUAGCUAUUUUCAAAUGCAGAUCUAUUAUUCUAUGAGAGACUUUAAACACUGUGUAUACUUCAUUAAAAAUGUAGUUUUGUUAUGUUAUUUAAUUCCAGUUAAAUGUUUGCAUUAGAAGUUGUGUAAUCAUUUAUACGCAAACAAAAGGGUUAUUAAAGGUCUGUAGAGAAAAUAUGUGUGAGAUUUGAAUAGUCAAACAUUGUUAUCAGUAAUUUAAUUCCAGUUAAAUGUUUGUAUUAGAAGUUGUGUAAUCAUUUAUACGCAAACGUAAGGGUUAAUAAAGGUCUGUAGAGAAAA